AUGGCCGCUGCAAAGCUCGACACCUCUCUCCCGACGCUGCUGUCGAACCUGACAGCAUCGCUCACCUCUGCCGCCGAGCCGGUACCUUCUCCCGCCGCGGACGAUGACACAUCAGACUCGCUCCAGCCCAAGGACGGCAUUUCGCUGCUGGAUGUCAAGAACGAGCUGCUGCUGUCGUACCUGCAGAACCUGGUCUUCCUGAUCCUGCUGAAGCUGCGGAACAAUGAGAAGACGGGCAACAAAAAGCAACAAGAUGGGGGAGAGAGCACUGAGGAUGUCGUCAAGAAAUUGUGUGAGCUCCGGCUGUACCUAGAGAAGGGCGCGCGGCCGCUCGAGGGCAAGCUUAAGUACCAGAUCGACAAGGUGGUGCGGGCGGCAGACGAUGCAGCGAGGGCAGAGGAGGCGCUGAAGAAGGCCGGCACGCCUGCGGGCAAGAAGAACAAGAAGAAGGCAGAGAAGGCAAACAGCGACGAUGAGAGCGAAGAAGACGAUGAGGACGCCAGCGGCAGCGACGAAGACGAGGACGACGAAGACGCCUCCGACAUCGACGAGCUCGCCUACCGCCCCAACCCUCUCGCCUUCGCCCGCGGCAGCAACGCCGCAGCCGACACAGACAAGAAGAGCAAGAAGAAGGACGAACCCAGCGACGGCAUCUACCGGCCCCCGCGCAUCACCGCGACCGCGAUGCCAGAAGACCUCCCACGCUACGGCGGCCGCGACGACCGCGACCGCGGGCCCCGCCGCGCCGCCGCCAUCGACGACUUCGUCGACGAGCACCUGUCGACGGCACCCAUCGCACAGCCCAGCAUCGGCUCCAACGUCGUCGACGGCGGCCGCCGCGUCAAGUCGGCGCGCGAGCGCGCGGACGAGGAGGAGCGCCGCGUGUACGAGGAGACGAAUUUCGUCCGCCUGCCAAAGGUCGGCAAGAAGGAGCGCGCGAAGAACGCGGGGCGCAACCGCAACGCCUUCGGCGGCGAGGAGUGGCGCGAGCUCGGCGCCGGCGUCGACCGCAUCGACCGCUUGACGCGCAGGGGCGAGCGCACCAGCACCAAGAGCGCCCUCGAGAAGAGCAGGAAGAGGGCCGUCGACGACGGGCCCAGGGCGAGCGGUGCAGAGGCCGGUGCUAUGUUUGCGAAGCGGAGGAAGGUGGCGCAGAGGAGGAGGUAG
Messenger RNA from Lasiodiplodia theobromae, 1167 nucleotides. Its product is annotated as U3 small nucleolar ribonucleoprotein lcp5. The record is from RefSeq and is a predicted model, not a curated record. The transcript has a single exon. Gene Ontology annotation, cellular component: small-subunit processome; nucleolus. Gene Ontology annotation, biological process: maturation of SSU-rRNA from tricistronic rRNA transcript (SSU-rRNA, 5.8S rRNA, LSU-rRNA). The coding region runs from base 1 to 1167 and encodes 388 amino acids. NCBI's taxonomy places the organism in Eukaryota, Fungi, Ascomycota, Dothideomycetes, Botryosphaeriales, Botryosphaeriaceae.